Molecule: messenger RNA, 1499 nt
Organism: Papilio xuthus (Asian swallowtail)
Lineage: Eukaryota; Metazoa; Arthropoda; Insecta; Lepidoptera; Papilionidae
Exons: 10
Coding region: 24-1499 (491 amino acids)
Source: RefSeq, a predicted model, not a curated record
GCGAGGAAAACAAAAAAAUCAAAAUGCAUGACAAGAUCCUGCGGCUGGCGGAUGUGUGGAAGACGUGCAACAAGAUCCGCGCGGCUACCUUCCGCGUCGGCCUUAACCUGUGGGACUGGUAUCGCCCCCUCGACCCAGAUGGCAACUGCUUGCUCUCAGAGUCAAAGUUCGUGUCGAUCCUGGCGGGCCCGCUGCGCCCCGUGGUGGGACUAUCGGACUCGGAAAUCUCACAGCUGGCAGACUACUUCCGCGCGCAGGACGGCCGCGUGCACUACCACCAGCUCUGCCAAAUCAUACACGGCGAGGAUGCGAGCGACCGUAGCCGCACCUCGGCCGACUGCAUCCUGGAGGCGUGCCCGCCGCCACCGGAGCCGCGCUGCCAUACACUGGACCAGUGGCAGACGCGCCGGCUGUGCUGCCUGCUCGCCACCAUCGCCGCCCGCGACCUGCCGCUCAGACCCUACUUCCAGGACUAUGAACUUGUGGCCAAAAAUGACGGCCGCAUCACAUUCGCUCACUUCGCUCGGAUCCUUCACUUUGUCGGCGUGAUCCUGUCCCCCGAGGACUUCAACCUGAUCGUGCGCCGGUUUAUCAAGGACUCCUACACGAUAGACUAUGUCGAGUUUCUUAAAGCUGUCGAGGCCGUCAAGAAAGAAGGAAUACAAGGAUUGGGACCGGCUUACCAGCACCCGGGCGCCGUGCUGGACACGACGCUCCCAAAGCUGUCAAGGCCGGAGGUGGAGGCGGGGCGGCCGGGCUCGCUGCUGGGUACCGAGGUGUUUCACCCCGCGCUGCAGCCACCGCGCCCCCCACGCGCUCUGCUCGACGUCAUGCUCAGGGUGCAAGAGUUUGUACUCCAACGGCGGAUCAGGGUUUCUGAGUAUUUUAGGGACUUCGAUGCGCUGAACAGCGGCCGAAUAAUGCCGCAGCAGUUCCGGCGCGCGAUGGACGCGAUGGGGCUGGGCAGCGUGAUAUCAGAGCAGGAGGCUGCCUGCAUCGUGCGCCACUACCUCGACCCUAACGACAAGGAGCGCGUCUGCUGGAGACCUUUCGAAGAUGAUUGCGACCAGGUAUUUACAGUGAAAGAACUGGAGAAGCACCCCGAGGUGGACCCGGGCGCCAUGGCCGCCGUCAUCGCCGAGCUGCCGGCCUCGGGCUCGGCGGCGGAGAAGCACCAAGUGGCGAACGAGGACCUGGAUCUAGCAGAAGCAGCGCUGUUGCGCAUCAGAGCGGCUUGUAAGGAGAGGACUAUAGACUUAAGACCUAUUUUCGGUGACUAUGACAAACGGCGUUGUGGGCACGUGUCCCGCAGCGUGGUCCGCAGCGCACUGUCGCGCGGCGGCGUGCUACCGGCGCCGGCGCACAUGCGCGCGCUCGAGGCGCGCUACCUGGACGACUGCGGUUUCAACUUCAUAGCUUUACUCAAUGACGUGGACUACCGCGCUCUAUGCACGGCGCUUGAGCUGGUCCACGCCACAACACGCGCGCAGCCCUGCUGA